AAAGGCCUCUGGGAUAUGUAGUUGUCCGAAGAUCACCUUUACGGCUGAAAUGGGAAGCAUUUCAACCGAUUUCCCAUCAAAACAGCCAUCUACACCCAUUCUUUGAAGGGUCUUCAGAACACUCACUAUUCCGACAUGAGUGGGGCAUCGUUGGCGAUAGAGAUGAUUCUCUGCUUCGUUUUGACUCUUUGUCUAUUGCAUUAUUUUGGCAACUGGCGUAAACAGCAUAUCUUAGUCACUAUCGCUGUCUUCGUGGCUUGGUAUUUCUCUUUUGUUAUUGUAGAAGUGCUUCCGCUAGACGUUUCCGAUACAUUCUAUAGGAAAUGCUUACUUGAAAACAAGCCAAUACAAAAUACAACAAGACUUUUCCAGUUGGUAACAUUAAGUAAUUCAAGUACAACUUCGCCACCAAAUGGAACUGGACACCCAACACCUGCAUCAACAACACCAGGUCAGGAUGUUCCUGUGUGCCUGCCGCCAUGGAGUUACCUCCCAAAGCAAGCUCUACCUGAUCUAUGGAGAGUGGUUUAUUGGUCGUCACAGAUAUUGUCUUGGUUGAUUCUCCCAAUAAUGCAGUCAUACUCAUACGCUGGAGACUUCACUGUAAGGGGAAAAAUUAAGACAGCUCUGUAUGAGAAUGCUUUGUGGUAUGGCAGCUAUGUCAUCAUUUUUGUGGUCCUCCUCAUUUACGUUAUUGUGCGCCCAGACCUAGAACUUAAUGGUUCGCAGCUUGCAAUUAUUGGUAUAACAGCCUCAAACACCUGGGGUCUACUAUUAUUGGUCUUACUUAUGGGUUAUGGCCUGGUUGAGAUUCCUCGAAAUGUCUGGAAUGCAGCAAGUCUAGAUUACCAGCUGGCCCAUACAUACUUCAAGGUGUCCAAACUGAGUGUAGAGCGAGAGGAGGCAGAGGAACAACUAGCAGAUGUUCUCGAGGAAGUGCGACAAGCAUCAGAAAAUAUCCGUUAUAAUGAUCCUCUAAGGGAAUGUAUUGAUACUAUCAUAAAGAAGUGUCCAGAGAUGUCCGAGUCCAUGUUUAGUAGAGGCACAGAUGAUUAUGUAGACUACAAUGACUACUUGAAAGAGACUGGGAACAAGAUAAAAGAGCCAUUCUCUGAGAAAAAUUUGAUAAAAUUGCAUCAACGUGUCAUCGUCAUUGUGCAAACAGCCAGACGUACACAGUGCCAGUACAAUGGGCAGCUGGAUAAAGCAUUUGGUCUGGAAGACAUUGUGCGCAAUGCUGGAAAUGUGGACAGGUGUUUUAAGUCAUCAUUCAAGAAACCAACUGGUUGUUGCAAGAGUAUAAGUCCAAUUCUAGAAUGGUACUGGAAGAUCUGGCUUUGUCCAAUAUUUCUGCGCCUCUUGGCCGCAAUCUUAGUUCUCCUUUCCUUAGCACUUGUUUGGUCAGAGGUGACCUUCUUCACAACAAAGCCUAUCCUCUCCCUGUUUGCCAUCUUGGUGAAUGCUGCUGGGAAAAACUACUAUUAUUUCUAUGUGGAGCUGAUAUGUUUCUUCGUCAUUGCCUACAUGUGUGUAUGCUCCUACUACACAGUGUUUAAGAUGCGACUGUUCAACUAUUACUACUUUGCACCUAAUCACCAGACUGACCCAUACAGUCUACUCUUCAGUGGUCUGCUACUUUGCCGGCUGACGUAUGCCCUGUCACUCAACUUUCUGGCAAUGAUUCACCUUGAUGGUCACGUAACAGGCGCGGUUGAAAGGGUGGAGACAUCAUUUACAAAAUUCAUGGGACACAUGGAUGUACUGUCAUUCGUGUCCAAGGGGUUCAACUUAUAUUACCCAAUGUGUGUGCUGCUUGUGUGUCUAGCCACAUACUUCAGCCUUGGUACCCGCUGCCUGAACUUCCUUGGCUUCCAGACAUUCAUCAUUGAAGAUGACAUGUCAAUAGAAUAUGUGAAUGAAGGAAAGGAUCUCGUCAGACGAGAGAGAAGAAAGAGAGAAAAUCUUACAGGGGAUGGGAGAAAGGAAACCUGGUCAGAACGAGCUGAAGCUGCCAAGAGUCGUCUCUCAGACAGAAGAAAAGACAGAAGCUCCUCCAGUCUUAGCCGGGACCAUGCCACUUCGCAGACCAACCUGACUGGCAGUGACGUCAAAGUAGUGAAGUACUCACGAUUUGAUAAUGAGGAUGACAGAGUAGAACUCUUAUCGGAAACUGACUACGAUGCUGAAACAAGUAGAUAUAAUCGUGCUGUAGGUGGUUUUGGGAGAUCACCAACAACUAAACCGCCCAAAAAUUUAUUUGAUGACAUUUGAGCAAAAUACACCAAUAUAAUCUAUGCCUUCCCCAUAUUAGAAAUGAUUGCAUAAAGCAGUUUUCUUCUGGGCAAAGUAAGUAGAGGGAAGCUCCCUCUACUAUGUUCUGGAUGAUAGGAUUUCUCUAAGUCCAACUAUUUAUUAUUGUUCUAUACACUAACGUGCAAAAGUCUCACACAACUACCCAAAGUGUUUUUUUGUGAAGUGCAUUGUAAAAAUGGUGUUGAUUUAUUGCAUAACUUAGGGAAAAGAUAAAGGGAGAUUUAAGGGAUAUUCUAGGAGGUUCUAAUGUGAUUGUUGCUUUGUGAUACAAACUCAUAGAAAUUACUGUUGAAUACAAAUCAUUUUGAAAUGCAAUAAUUUUGAAGUUAUAUAAAUAAGAGGUUUAGGGGAUUUUUAUGUAGGACAUCUUUUGACUUGCUGGAUCCUUGUUUUUCACUAUACCCAUCAGGAAACAUACAAGAAAAUUAACAAAUAAACAGGAGAUUUUGGGUUGAAAAAAAGUUCUGAAAAACAAAUUUAAUUCACUUAAAUUCACUAUCAUGAGGCCUUAUGUAGUACUUUUUUUAUCUUAUACAGUUUCAGGGCCAUCGCUUAAAAAAUUUUGCUUGGGCAGGUGCCAUGUCCUUUGUGAAAUUUUGCUAGUUCCAGCCCUGGGGCCAGCCGCCUAGAUAAGCUAGUGGUAUCCAAGUAGUGUAAUUUGGUUUCAUAAAGCCUGAAUUAAAGUUAUCUAGCAGAUAACUUAUCCAGGCUCUGUUCAACUGGCCCCUGAUUUUGUAGUGACCCGAAAAUGCUAUUAGUUCCAUGUUGUAUUAGAUGGUAUACCUUUAUUCUGUAUGUAGUAUUUGUAAUAUUUAUAUUACUAUUGUUAAACAAUGUGUAAAUACAGAAAAUAGCUUAAAGAUUAUUGGAAAUACUGGCGGUAAGGCUUAAUCAUUGUUUCAUCUAAGACUUUGUUGAUGAAUUAAAAUAAUGCUGUCUUGUUA
Molecule: messenger RNA, 3257 nt
Organism: Nematostella vectensis (starlet sea anemone)
Lineage: Eukaryota; Metazoa; Cnidaria; Anthozoa; Actiniaria; Edwardsiidae
Product: G-protein coupled receptor-associated protein LMBRD2
Exons: 13
Coding region: 136-2271 (711 amino acids)
Cellular component (GO): membrane
Source: RefSeq, a predicted model, not a curated record